AACAUUAAGAAAUCCACGGAGCCUGUCCAGCCCCGAGCCCUUCUCAAGUUCCCAGACAUCUACGGCCCCAGGCCGGCUGUGACGGCUCCAGAAGUGAUCAACUAUGCGGACUACAAACUGGGGACCACCCAGGAGGCUACUGCGCCCACCAGCUCCCAGGCCCCCAGUGACAGCCGUCUCAAGAAGCGGGUCACAGAGGAGCUGUUCAUCCUUCCCCAGAAUGGAGUGGUGGAGGAUGUCUGUGUCAUGGAGACGUGGAACCCGGAGAAGGCUGCCAGCUGGAACCAGGCCCCCAAACUCCACUACUGCUUAGACUACGACCAGCAGAAGGCUGAGCUGUUCGUGACUCGCCUGGAAGCUGUGACCAGUGACCACGAAGGAGGCUGCGACUGCUAUGUCCAAGGCAGUGUGGCCAUCAAGACCGGCUCCGUGGAGGCCCAGACAGCCCUGAAGAAGCGGCAGCUGCACACGACCUGGGAGGAGGGCUUGGCGCUGCCCCUGGCGGAGGAGGAGCUCCCCACGGCCAUCCUGACGCUUACCCUGAGGACCUGCGACCGCUUCUCCCGCCACAGUGUGGCUGGGGAGCUCCGCCUGGGCCUGGAUGGGGUAUCCGUGCCUCUGGGGACCACGCAGUGGGGCCAGCUGAAGACUUCCGCUAAGGAGCCGUCCACAGGAACGGGGGAGGUCCUCCUGUCUAUCAGCUACCUCCCCGCUGCCAGCCGCCUCCUGGUGGUACUGAUUAAAGCCAAGAACCUCCUCUCCAACCAGUCCAAGGAGCUGCUGGGCAAGGAUGUCUCAGUCAAGGUGACCUUGAAGCACCAGGCUCAGAAGCUGAAGAAGAAGCAGACAAAACGGGCCAAACACAAGAUCAACCCCGUUUGGAACGAGAUGAUUAUGUUUGAGCUGCCCGACGACUUGUUGCGGGCCUCCAGUGUGGAGUUGGAGGUGCUGGGUCAGGACGAGGAGGGGCGGAGCUGGGCACUUGGCCACUGCAGCCUGGGCCUGCACGCCUCAGGUUCUGAGCGCAGCCACUGGGAAGAGAUGCUAAAAAACCCACGCCGGCAGAUUGCCAUGUGGCACCAGCUGCACCUGUAAGCCAGCCACUGCCAACCUCCCUUCU
Dipodomys ordii (Ord's kangaroo rat) is the source of this 1120-nucleotide messenger RNA. It is a transcript of the gene Syt13, whose product is annotated as synaptotagmin XIII. Lineage: Eukaryota; Metazoa; Chordata; Mammalia; Rodentia; Heteromyidae. The record is from RefSeq and is a predicted model, not a curated record. The transcript has 5 exons. Gene Ontology annotation, biological process: regulation of calcium ion-dependent exocytosis; calcium-ion regulated exocytosis; cellular response to calcium ion. Gene Ontology annotation, molecular function: syntaxin binding; phosphatidylserine binding; calcium ion binding. The coding region runs from base 247 to 1095 and encodes 282 amino acids.